AUGCAUACGUAUCCCACGUGCAGACCUCGGCGGCUUGAUAUCGCGCGCCUCGCAUGCCCAUGUUGCCGUUGCCGACCGUGUCACCCCGUAUCCAGACCACAUACACCUUCGCGUCCGACUCGAGCUGCGCGACCCGUGGCUCGUCCUGCUGCGCGCUUGCGGUUGUUCUGCUGCUGCUGCUGCGGCACGCGAUCACACACUGCUGUGGCGCUCUCGCGCUCGUACUGCUGCUGCGCUCGUUCUCAUGCUGCGCUCGUCCUCAUUCUGCGCUCUUGUGCUCGUGCUCUGCGCCGUUGUAAUCCGUUGCUGCGGCCAUCGCGCUCGACCCGUGCUGCUGCUGCUACGUCUGCUGCCCGCUGGCGCUUCUCAUUCUCGUGCUUGCGGUGCUUCGUCGUCGCGCUGCCGGCUUGA
This is a messenger RNA of Saprolegnia parasitica CBS 223.65, 411 nucleotides long. RefSeq lists its product as hypothetical. Lineage: Eukaryota; Oomycota; Saprolegniomycetes; Saprolegniales; Saprolegniaceae. The record is from RefSeq and is a predicted model, not a curated record. The transcript has a single exon. The coding region runs from base 1 to 411 and encodes 136 amino acids.